AUGUUUAUCGCCCAUCUUAUCCAUGAAAGUAGUGGCUUUCAGCAUCGGGAAGCGAUGAGUCGCGGUAGAGGCCAGCCCUACGGUAGGUACUACGGUCGAGGAUACAUUAUGUUGACCUGGGAAGAUAACUACCGCGCAGCGUCCAGGGAUAUGUUCCACGAUGACAGGCUGGUACAGAAUCCGGAUCUAGUGUCCGCAAGCACGAGCCUCAGCAUGGAUGUAUCUAUUUGGUACUGGAUGACGAGAGUACGUCCGGAAGCGGCACCGUUCAAUAAUUUCUAUCUAACAACCAAAGCUAUCAAAGGAGUACUGGAGGGAAACGCGGGUAAUCCGGCUGCUAGAAGACGUUUCGAUCUGUAUCGUAGAGUAGCCCUAGAAUUCGGGCUUUAUAAUCUUGCUCGCGAGGGUUAA
Malaya genurostris is the source of this 411-nucleotide messenger RNA. RefSeq lists its product as uncharacterized. The record is from RefSeq and is a predicted model, not a curated record. The coding region runs from base 1 to 411 and encodes 136 amino acids. Gene Ontology annotation, molecular function: chitinase activity. Lineage: Eukaryota; Metazoa; Arthropoda; Insecta; Diptera; Culicidae. The transcript has a single exon. Gene Ontology annotation, biological process: cell wall macromolecule catabolic process; chitin catabolic process.